Procambarus clarkii (red swamp crayfish) is the source of this 1362-nucleotide messenger RNA. NCBI's taxonomy places the organism in Eukaryota, Metazoa, Arthropoda, Malacostraca, Decapoda, Cambaridae. The record is from RefSeq and is a predicted model, not a curated record.
AUGACAACAGAACAUUUCAAAAGAGAACUUGACAAGUUUCUGCUAGAUUUACGAGAUCAGCCAGGCUGUGAUGACUAUGUGGCCCCUGUGGGAUACAAGGACAACCUCGUUAGAUCAAGCAAGGCUGCAACAGAAGAUCUAUUGAAAUAUUCUACAGGUAAUAAUCUACACGGAAUUGAUGUUAAACACAAUUGCCCUGAGCCCCACAGCACAAUUGCCCUGGGUCCCACAGCACAAUUGCCCUGGGUCCCACAGCACAAUUGCCUUGGGUCCCACAGCACAAUUGCCCUGGGUCCCACAGCACAAUUGCCCUGGGUCCCACAGCACAAUUGCCCUGGGUCCCACAGCACAAUUGCCCUGGGUCCCACAGCACAAUUGCCCUGGGUCCCACAGCACAAUUGCCCUGGGUCCCACAGCACAAUUGCCCUGGGCCCCACAGCACAAUUGCCCUGGGCCCCACAGCACAAUUUCCCUGGCACCUACAGCACAAUUGCCCUGGCACCUACAGCACAAUUGCCCUGGCACCCACAGCACAAUUGCCCUGGGCCCCACAGCACAAUUGCCCUGGCACCUACAGCACAAUUGCCCUGGGCCCCACAGAACAAUUGCCCUGGGCCCCACAGCACAAUUGCCCUGGGCCCCACAGCACAAUUGCCCUGGGCCCCACAGCACAAUUGCCCUGGCACCUACAGCACAAUUGCCCUGGCACCCACAGCACAAUUGCCCUGGGCCCCACAGCACAAUUGCCCUGGCACCUACAGCACAAUUGCCCUGGGCCCCACAGCACAAUUGCCCUGGGCCCCACAGCACAAUUUCCCUGGGCCCCACAGCACAAUUGCCCUGGCACCUACAGCACAAUUGCCCUGGCACCCACAGCAAAAUUGCCCUGGGCCCCACAGCACAAUUGCCCUGGGCCCCACAGCACAAUUGCCCUGGCACCCACAGCACAAAUGCCCUGGCACCCACAGCACAAUUGCCCUGGGCCCCACAGCACAAUUGCCCUGGGUCCCACAGCACAAUUGCCCUGGGUCCCACAGCACAAUUGCCCUGGGUCCCACAGCACAAUUGCCCUGGGUCCCACAGCACAAUUGCCCUGGGUCCCACAGCACAAUUGCCCUGGGUCCCACAGCACAAUUGCCCUGGGUCCCACAGCACAAUUGCCCUGGGUCCCACAGCACAAUUUCCCUGGGUCCCACAGCACAAUUGCCCUGGGUCCCACAGCACAAUUGCCUUGGGCCCCACAGCACAAUUGCCUUGGGCCCCACAGCACAAUUGCCCUGGGCCCCACAGCACAAUUGCCUUGGGCCCCACAGCACAAUUGCCCUGGCACCCACAGCACAAUUGCCCUGGCCGUAUUUAUAA